Molecule: messenger RNA, 537 nt
Organism: Vanessa tameamea
Lineage: Eukaryota; Metazoa; Arthropoda; Insecta; Lepidoptera; Nymphalidae
Exons: 3
Coding region: 1-537 (178 amino acids)
Source: RefSeq, a predicted model, not a curated record
AUGUAUGGGUUGGAGUGCGGUGUGAGACAAGGGGGCUUGACCUCGCCUCGUCUAUUUAACCUGUACAUUAAUGGGCUGCUUGCCGGUAAGAAAGUUUAUACUAAUGUUCCACCUUUACAUCUUGGUGGCACUGCUUUAAGAAGAGUAGAACGGUGUAAGUAUCUGGGUCACUGGGUUUCAGACAACCUCAGCGAUGACGAAGACUUGGAGCGAGAGCGCAGGGCGCUGGCCGUGCGCUGUAACAUGCUGGCCCGAAAGUUUGCAUGCCUUUGGGUUAAGUAUACGCAGCGCGCAUACAGCGCUCUGAGAGUUCAGUACAACAAUGCAUUCAGAGUGCUGUUCGGAUUGCCGCGCUACUGUAGCGCCUCCGAAAUGUUUGCUGAGAGGCGUGUUGAUAGCUUUUAUGCUAUUAUUCGCAAGAGGAGUGCAUCUGCGCUUCAGUGGUUACGAACUAGCUCGAACGGCAUUCUGUGUGCACUGGCUGACCGCUGGGACUCGGAAAUACUGCGCCACUGGAUACGGCUACAUGCUGUCUAA